Bursaphelenchus okinawaensis is the source of this 2536-nucleotide messenger RNA. NCBI's taxonomy places the organism in Eukaryota, Metazoa, Nematoda, Chromadorea, Rhabditida, Aphelenchoididae. The record is from the annotation of a GenBank genome assembly.
AUGUCAGACCAAAACGAGUCAAAGAAGCAUCAGCAUAUAGUAAGUUGUGCUAUGUACUAGUUUUUUCCUGCCCUUUAUACUGGUUAUAACUUUUUUAAAAUUUGUCCUUUCUGGUAAUAAUUUUUUCAAAAAGUUGAACCGUUUCCCCCUGUGGAUCAUUUUUUCUAAAAUUUGAACUUGGUCCCCCCUGUUAAUCAUUUUUUCAAAAAUUUGAAUUUGGUCUUCUCUGAUGAUUAUUUUUUCAAAAUUGGAACUUUGCUCCUUCUGGUAAUCAUUUUUUAAAAACUUGAUCUUGUUCCCCCCCCUGAUGAUUAUUUUUUCAAAGAAUAUGCCCCCCCUGUGGAUCAUUUGUUCAAAAAGUUGAGCUUGGUCCCCCCUGUUGAUCAUUUUUUUCAGAAAUAUAAAGUUGAUCCCCUCCCCUGUUGAUUACGUUUUCAAAAACUUGAACUUGGUCUGUUGACAUUUUCAAAAUUUUCAAAAAAAUUUUUUAAACUCCUUAUUUUUCCUUCUCCCCAAACCAAACUUACCCACCUAACACUAGCUACAAUCAUAUUUUUCUAAUUUUUCAUUUCCAGCACUGCAAGCAUCACAAGUUCCGCCGAGUGCCCAAAUAUGAAGAAUCCUCGGAAUCGCCGGGCUUUGAAAUGUUUGACGAGGAGAAGAAGGUGCACCAAUGUCCCAAGCAUCGUACAAUGCAUCAGCGACACGGUGUAAAACAAAAUGAGGAUCAAAAGUUUUGGGAACCAUCAGUACGAGAGAGUGGUCCAGAAACGUGGCAGAGCUUGGUCGAUAAGGAGGGGGUAGGCUUGGUUUUUAGGGUUAUAAUAAGUGGUUUUAGGCUUAUAUUUUGCCUUUUCUUAAAUUUGUUGGUAGACUCUGGGUAUGAAAAGAUAUAAAUAACAUAAGUUUUCAAAAGGCUAUUUUAUAAAGAGCCAAAAAAAGUCAUGUCGUUUUUUUACGUACAAAACCGUGUAAAUCAACGACAAGGCUUUUUAACGCCGCAAUAGGUAAAGUUGAUGAAAUUUAAAUACCUUACAGAUUCAAAGACAACUAAUGGUUAUAAAAAAUCUUGUUAUUAGCCUUGUUAUAGGUAAAACCGCCUAUAAAUUUGAAAAUCGUGGCAUUUUGCAACAAGAAGAAAAAUAACCUUGUGGUUGGCUCUGACGCUUUUUUUCUGAUGGUAAACCAUCAUUUUUGAUUCACUUUCUUUUUGAAAAAUAUAAUUUAAUAUCUAAAUAUUAAUUUGCGAACGAGUUUUUGAAGAUUUGUCACUUUUGCGCCUUGCGCGAUCAAUUUAAAAAUCCAUGGCUUUGAUGUCUACAAUAAGGUUUUUCUUUUCAAAAUAGCGCUGUAGACACUAUUUUUAAUCAAAAAUGGUUUAUAUUAUUAGAUAUAGCAUAAAAUAAGAAUUAAUUUGAUACCUAAAUGAUAGAAAUUGGUAAGAUAGUUUUUGAGAUACAAAGCUAGGGCUUCCGAUAUUGUUUUAAGUGAUCAAAAAUUUAAAAAAAAUUGAAAAUCAUUACGAUCGCAAUGUAAUACCUAGAUCUGAUGGUUUUUAAUGACUUUUUAUGCUGUUAAACUACUUUUUAACUAUGAUUUUUGUCAGUUUAAUAAAGUUUAUAGCCUAAUCUUCACCAUCUUUCAGAGUAAACAGCAAGUCCCACGAGACCGAAUCAAUUUUGACCCCACCUUCGAUGAAACUCCAGAUUCGUUGGACUCGGACCGCUCCGAAUCCCAAUAUCUUUUGCCUUUUAUCAAACCGGAUUCGGCAUUGACGGUGCCACCGGAAAAGCUUCUGAUUCGCGAUUACUUGAAGAAGGAUUCGAACAAUAAUUACACAUUGGAACGACACAUUUCAAUCAAUGAUCCGAACGUCAAAAAUCGAAUUGUGGACUCACAACUUCUGCGGCAUGUCAUCAAACGGAAUGAGGAGAUCUUGACAAAGUAGGGGCGAUUUUAGGAUGCUUUUUUGCUUUUUAAAACUUUAACUUUGGGUUAGCGUAAGGUGGGGUAGUCCUCAGGGGCAAGGCUAGUAGCAGGGCUAAAAAUAUUACUCACCUUAGAGCUAAGGAUAAGGUAGGGAUAGAGCUUGAGUUAGAGCUUGAGUUAGAACUAGAACUAGAGCCGGAACUUGAACUAGAGUUUGUGCUAGGGCCUGAGCUGGAGCUAAAGCUCAGGCUAGGGCUUAGGCUAGGGCUCUGGGCUAGGGUUUAGGCUAGGGCUUAGGCUAUGGCUUAGACUACGGCUUAGGCUAGGGCUUAGGCUAGAGCUUAGGCUAGGGCUUAGGCUAGAGUAGGGUCAAGUCGUCGUUUAAGUUUGACUUUUAUUAAGGCCGAAGCUAGGCUAAACCUCCUUCAUACUCUACUAUCUUUAGUCAAAAUAGGCCCUAUAUUGUACUAGAUUAUCAGAGUAGAUAGUCUUUCUUAUAAAAGUAUUAAAGCUCUUAUCAGAGCAUAACUGUUUAUAAAAAACGAAUAUUGAUCUUAUUUUCAGAGCCUGUAUAUGCCAAUACUUACCGGAAGAUUCGCAGCCUUAG